AAUGAAUCCAAAUACACCAUUCAACGAACGAUUUGCUAAAAUUUCUGAAAAACUCAGUUCAAUCUAAAUGCAUCAUGAUAGUUCCAAAGCUCAUCGUAUUGAUGUUAUUUGUGGACGUGUAUCUGGUGUAGAGGAGAGAAUACAAGAUACAAUUACAUCUUAUAACAGAAAAUUGGUACACAUUUGUAUCUCAUUAUAGCAUUCUCUUAAGGAUGAAAUAGUGAGAUUAUAAAAAUAAAUUGAAGAAGAAAACAAUGCUUUUGAGACACAGUUUGAAUAAAAAGUGAGAGAAAUUGCUGCUUUUGAAAGUCGUAUAACGACUAAAUUGGAAUAAGAAAUUUCAAUUAGAAAGGAUGGUAAUCUUAAAUUAUAAGGCUACUUGGAUGAAAAAGUAGUAAUCUUUAAUAAACAUAGGUUGUCUAUUUAAAAUCAGAUAUUUAGACCGAAAGUAAAAUUAGAUAGGAAUAAAUUGAAAAUAUCACUAAUUCUUUAGAAAAUGAUUUACCAAAAUUAUAUGAUUUGGUGAAGUCAGAAGGUUAAGAUAGAGAAGAUAGUGAUAAUGGCACUUUAAGAAGGGCAGGAGAUGAAAUCAAGAGAUUAAAUGAAGGAUUGUCAAAUUAAAAGAAAUUAAGGUAUAUAUAUAUGAUAUAAAAUAAAAACAGAGAGGAAUCUGAAGCUGCAAUAUUUGAAAUGCUAAAAGAUUUGGUUUCAAGAGUAAAAAGUGAGAUUGAAGAGGAAAAAAAAUUAAGAGAAGAAAGUCAAGAGAAUUUAUUAGGUUUGCUGGAGGAUGCAUGUAAUAAAAUUUAUAGAGCUGCAAAAGAUUGAU
Paramecium pentaurelia is the source of this 826-nucleotide messenger RNA. The record is from the annotation of a GenBank genome assembly. NCBI's taxonomy places the organism in Eukaryota, Ciliophora, Oligohymenophorea, Peniculida, Parameciidae.